Cynara cardunculus var. scolymus (artichoke) is the source of this 2142-nucleotide messenger RNA. Its product is annotated as protein BONZAI 1-like. Bases 12 to 1763 code for a protein of 583 amino acids. Gene Ontology annotation, molecular function: calcium-dependent phospholipid binding. Gene Ontology annotation, cellular component: plasma membrane. Lineage: Eukaryota; Viridiplantae; Streptophyta; Magnoliopsida; Asterales; Asteraceae. The record is from RefSeq and is a predicted model, not a curated record. The transcript is spliced from 16 exons. Gene Ontology annotation, biological process: cellular response to calcium ion.
GGGCGGCGGCCAUGGGGAAUUGCUUUUCCGGCGGUGGCCAUGGUCAAUUUGCAGUCGGCGGCACUUCAUCUGUUCCUGAUACUCAUGGUUCUAACGAUGCCGUAGACAGUUUUCUCAAAUCUCGCGGCUUCCCUGGUCCCUUCUCUCAGAUCGAGCUGUCAUUAUCUGCUUCGAACUUGCGUGACAGGGAUGUGCUUUCCAAGAGUGAUCCUAUGGCAGUUGUAUAUACCAAAGGAAAGGAUGGCUCGUUGCAGGAGGUUGGUCGUACAGAAGUUAUUCAGAAUUCGUUAAAUCCCCAAUGGAUCACGAAAGUUAAAAUUACUUAUUAUUUUGAGAUGGUUCAAAAACUCUUGUUCCAUGUGUAUGAUGUCGAUACUCAGCUUCAUGGCCCAGAAGUAAAGACACUUAAGCUGGACGAUCAGCAAUAUUUGGGUGAGGGUACUUGUACGUUGUCUCAGAUAGUCGCUGAUCCAAAGCGCUCACGGACCUUAGAUCUUGUGAGUAUUGCCGAAUCUACAGAGUCGAGUUCAAGAAAACUUGGACAGCUUACUGUUCAUGCAGAAGAAGAAACUGUCUCCAAGACUACAGCAGAGUUGAUAUUUAAGUGCACCGAUUUAGAAAAUAAAGAUUUUUUCUCCAAAAGUGACCCUUUUCUAGUAAUUUCAAAAUAUGUGGAGAGUGGGGCUACCGUUCCAAUUUGCAGAACAGAGGUUCUGAAAAACGAUCUAAAACCUGUGUGGAAACCCCUUUUUUUGAACAUAUCACAAGUUGGAAGCAAGGACAGUCCAGUCGUUAUCGAGUGCUUCAACUUUAAUAGUAACGGGAAGCAUGAUUUGCUUGGCAAAGUUCAAAAGUCACUUGCAGAGUUAGAAAAGUUAUCUUCUAGUAAGCAGGGAGAGAAUUUGUUUUUACCCAUUACUAUUGGCAAAGAUCCUCAAACAAAGGUACUGAAGAGUCAACUUUUUGUGGACAAGUAUUCCGAAAGUGUUCAUCAUACCUUCCUGGAUUACUUGUCUGGUGGAUGUGAAUUGAACUUCAUGGUGGCAAUUGAUUUCACUGCUUCAAACGGAAAUCCUCGCCUGCCAGAUUCUUUACAUUAUAUCGACCAUUCUGGACGACCAAAUGCAUAUCAAAAAGCUAUACAAGAGGUUGGAGAUGUAUUGCAGUAUUACGAUUAUGAUCGACAGUUUCCUUCAUGGGGCUUUGGAGCACGGCCCAUUGAUGGUCCAGUCUCUCAUUGUUUCAACCUAAAUGGAAGCAGCACUAACCCAAUGGUUGCAGGGAUCCACGGAAUCAUGACAGCAUAUGAACGAGCUCUUUCCAAUGUUUCACUUGCAGGACCAACCUUAUUUGGACCUGUAAUUACCUCUGCAGCAACGAUAGCCAGCCAAUCAUUGGCAGCUAAUGAACACAAAUAUUUCGUUUUAUUAAUCAUCACGGAUGGAGUGAUUACAGAUCUACAGGAAACUAAGGAUGCCCUUGUGAAGGCAUCGGAUUUGCCACUGUCGAUCCUCAUUGUCGGUGUUGGUGGGGCCGACUUUAAGGAAAUGGAGAUUUUGGAUGCGGAUAAAGGCGAGAAACUUGAAAGUACAACAGGGCGUGUUGCAUCACGUGAUAUCGUCCAGUUUGUUCCGUUUAGGGAUGUACAAGGUGGAGAAGUUUCGGUUGUUCAAUCGCUUUUGGCGGAACUACCGUCACAAUUCUUAACCUACAUGAGAAACAGAGGCAUUCAACCAAAACCACAUCCACCUACAACUUUGUAAAACCAAUUCAUAUUCUUUGUGCAAUCUUUUAUUUCGCUAUCAAGUUCCCUGGUGCCAAACAGGCACCAUGGGCCCUUUCAAGUCUUAUUUUUGUAUCUCCAUGAUGUGAGCAUAUCUGGUGGCCUAUCAAACGGGCCACCAGAUAUGCGUAGAUCAUGGGCAUACAACUAGAACAAGAGUGCCUGUUUUCCACAUCAAAAUGCGGUAAUUCUUGUAUUCGAAGGGCAGAGUGGUCGGGUUCCCCAUGUGGUUGUGGCAAUUUGUUUUCGUGCUAGAAAAUACUUUUGCGUGAUUUUGGUUGUUUUUUGCAUAAUAGGUUACAACGGUUUUGUACUUGUGGAUAUUUGAACAUGAUCCAAUUCCAUUUGUGUUGGUGUUG